Sphenostylis stenocarpa is the source of this 1131-nucleotide messenger RNA. Lineage: Eukaryota; Viridiplantae; Streptophyta; Magnoliopsida; Fabales; Fabaceae. The record is from the annotation of a GenBank genome assembly.
AUGACUAGCUGCUUGAUUGUGCACAUCCCGGACAAGGAGCCAUAUGACCUUCACCACCAACCCACUGAGAGUGUUUUUGCUUCAGCCAUCAACCCUAAGCAUGCAAACCAAAUUGUGAGGCGUUUGAAUCAGAUAGCACCGCUUGAAGAUCUCCGUCAUGUGAAACGAAUUCAGAAGAAGGUUCUUGAAGGAGGAGAAAUACAGCUAUUGGUGAUCUUGUCCCUGGCCUCUGAAGGCAACAAUCAAUUGGAUAGUAUGCCACCUCAUCUUCAGGAGUUGAUCAGUUCCUAUCACAACAUUGAUGGCAUUACUGGAUUUAGCGAGGAGGACUCACAAACAGUUUUGAAGUUUAUGCAAUCAGCUGUUGAGUUGGCAACAUCUAACAGCUUGGUAGUCAAUGCUGCAGUGAUAGUGGAUCCAUCAACUAAGCAAAUCAUUUCAAGUGCACGUGAUCAGAUUUAUGCUUGGAACUCUUGCAAAGACGACAGCUACUGUGGAAAGCCAGAAUCAUUUAAUUCCCAUCUUAAUAUUUCUAGUAUAUGUGAUUCCCAUGAACCAUUGCAUUCAAACAGUUCCUCCAAUCAGCUUAAACAACCAUAUACAGGUGUUGCUUGUUUAUAUCCUCGGCAAUGGGCUGAGCAACAAUCUCAUUCUCAGAGUUCAUAUUAUUGCCACCCUUUGCGACAUGCUUCCAUUGUAGCUAUAGAAUCAUCUGCUGCCAGGGAUAGAAACCUUUUUCCCAGUGAGGGGAACAAUGAAGCAAGUUACCAGGAAUUGGAUAGUGAGAACGCUUCUUGGACUAACUCUCCUGCAAAGAGACAGAAAACUGUGUGUGGAAAUGAUGAGGAUGAUGAUAAAUUGAAUCCUCGCGGUCAGACUUCUGAUCAGUCGUCAACACGACCGUACUUAUGCACUGGUUAUGACAUAUAUCUUGUUUGGGAACCAUGCGCGAUGUGUGCAAUGGCCCUUGUCCAUCAGAGAAUUAGACGAAUAUUUUAUGCUUUUCCAAAUCCUAACGCCGGUGCCUUGGGCAGUGUUCACAGAUUACAAGGUGAGAAAAGCUUAAACCAUCAUUAUGCUGUUUUCAGGGUUUUGUUACCUGAAGAAGCCCUUCACAAGUUUCAUAUUUAA